GGGCGUUUUAGGUGCUUGUAAUGCAUCAACUUAAAAUAUUUACAAAAUCCAGACAAAGGAGGGAAAGAGACAAAGAGACUGAGGCAGAGAAAGGCUGAGAGAGAGAGAGAGAGAGAGAGAGAGAGAGAGCGCGCGCAUGGACGCUUUAUUCUCUCCGUUUCGUUUAUGUGUAUCGGUGUGUUUCAGGACAGUAAAAUGUAUUCUGGUCUUAAUAUGUAUAAGUUUCUAAGAGUCUCGUCUCUCCACUGAACUCCGCUCAUGGUGCUCGGACACAUAGCGCCAUUUACGUGCAUAUUCUUCACCUCCUCGCGGAUCAGCUGAACAAAAGUCUCCACAAUGGAUCUUACAUUUAUGGCUACGCAGAUCCCAGUUAUGACAGGAGCAUUCAUGGACUCAUCACCCAACGAUGAUUACAGCACUGAACAUUCUCUCUUCAACUCAUCUGCCAGUGUGAAUGCGGCUCCCAUGACCUUAGUUCCGAAUCAACACGAUGAGCAGCAGCGCGUCUCCACUGAUGCUAUCUGGCUGUGGAUCGCCAUCAUUGCCACUAUUGGGAACAUUGUGGUGGUUGGAGUGGUUUACGCAUUCACUUUCUGAUCUGUCCAUUUAAAGAAACUUUAUUGGAAAUGUUGUGUUGGUUUUGAUGAUAAACAUGAUGAACAUUUGCACACAAAACCUUCCCUUCUACAAUGUUAUUUCAAAGCUUACACUUCAGUAAGCUGUGUUUGUUUAUUCUGAAGAUGUUCAAAUGGAUUAACUGGCUUUAGGUGCUGAACCUUCUUCAGUAUCCCAGAAGACCUUAGAAGCAAUUAAGAGGAGUGUUCUUCAAUUAUUUGGAUGACAGGACAGCAAAUCUUUAAACAUUAAACGAAAGCAAGGGACAGACACACACACACACACACACACACACACACACACACACACAGUCAAACACUAAGAAAGUGGUUUGUGUAUUAGUAUUAGACAUUAUAACAACACUUCUCUAGUGGUUAUGAUAAAAGAUGAAUCUCUUCUGUAUAAAAAUGUUUCCUAGUUACACAUUUCAUUCUGUAUAACAUUCAGCUAUAUUACUUUGUAUAACACUAUAUGUUUAAAAGACAGUCUAGUUGAUUGAAUUCAAAUACUAGAUAUUUAAAUAUUUUUGCAUCAAUUAUCUUUUUUCUAGGCCUCUGUCAUUACGUACCUUAUCCCAGAGUCCCUUUUCUGUGUUGAAAUCUCCUAUGCAGUUGUUGCUAUGGUGAUUAAUCCUGUCUAAUUAAGGACAUGAAGUGACUCUCCUACAGCCAAGAAAAAGAAAGCUCCAGAAGAUGUUGCCCUAGCUGUUGACCCUCUUAUUAUUCACCCAGCUGUUUUACUUCUUCUGGUUGAAGAGAACUAUCCAGGGAAAAAGCCAUAAGUGCAUAUUAUGUUCAAUUAUAGUGUUACUUUAUGGGUUGCCAUGGAGAAGGUUGGAUGGGGUACAUAAACGGGGAACUAAAAUGCCUCCACAGAGCUCUGGUUCUCUAAUCUGCUUCCAGGGAAAUUUUUGGAGCAGAAUAGUCAGGUCUGUAAUCAAGCCCAAGAAAAAGUAAUGUAUUUAAACAUAUCUUGUCUUUAAAUGCACUUUCACCGAAUCACAUUAUACGGUUAUGGUAAAAAAACGAAAUGUAAUGUUCCCAACAUUAUUCCAAUAAUAAUGUACUGAAAGGGAAGUUA
Messenger RNA from Tachysurus vachellii, 1695 nucleotides. RefSeq lists its product as uncharacterized. The record is from RefSeq and is a predicted model, not a curated record. NCBI's taxonomy places the organism in Eukaryota, Metazoa, Chordata, Actinopteri, Siluriformes, Bagridae. The coding region runs from base 337 to 597 and encodes 86 amino acids. The transcript has 2 exons.